UUAUUCUUUAUUUUUAAAAGCCAAAAGCCUUAAAUCUCAUUGGUCCACGUGUGGGCUUACCUGGCAGUUUUAGAAGUUGGGUUUAAGUGGAGCAAUCGAAUUCGAAGUCAUCAUUAAACCGGCUUAGCUGCCGCUUCUCUACAAAAUUCUUCAGCUUACGUGAACAAAGAAACAGAGGUAUGGCGAAGCCAAGCAAAGAGCCUUGCAAGAAAGAGGCUUGCGAUAUCCAAGCUUGUCUUUCCAAGAACAAUUUCCUUCCCCAAAGAUCUUGGAAUCAAGUUCUGAAGCAAAGGGUGCCGAAAGGUGAUCGAACUGCUUCAAUCUUGCUGCGAGAAAUGCAAUUACGACUCCACCCAUUGUGCUUCUGUGUCUGCUCUCUUAAAGCAAAUAGCCAAGUGACAUUGAUGGACCUCCGCUCACACUGAAUGCCUAUUCGAUUUGUCUGUUUACUUGACUUUUGUUAACGCAACUGGCAUAAACUCAAUUGUCAUAGUUCAUAGGACUUUUUCUGUUACUUUGGAAAUUGGUAUUCUCUAUUGACUACAAUAGAUUUGAAGUUCCGGAGGGGGCACUUCACUUUCACAAACUGAUCAACAUCAACAUCCUGUCACGCUGUAUUUGCAAUGAGCCUUGAUAUUCAAGCGAUAGCUUCGCCUAACAAUUGUGUAAUAGAUGCCUUAAAUCUCUUUCAAAAGAGAUUAUGCAUGUAUUUGAUUUGUCCAGUCUUCUUUUUUGCAAAUGGUAGUUACUUCAUUGAGAGUAA
Theobroma umbraticum is the source of this 763-nucleotide messenger RNA. Its product is annotated as Cox19 family protein (CHCH motif). The record is from RefSeq and is a predicted model, not a curated record. NCBI's taxonomy places the organism in Eukaryota, Viridiplantae, Streptophyta, Magnoliopsida, Malvales, Malvaceae.